AUGUUAAUGUGUGGGUUCUAGUAUGGAAAUAAAUAACCUUUAACCUGGAGUGGUGGAGCACCAAAAUCAACUGUUUUAUGAACACCCAGACCCUCUAGUGGGCUGACACUGCCAUGUGAGAAAAGUAUUUUUAUAAACCUCCCUCCAAGAUGUGACUGCCACAUUUUCAGAUCUUUAAAGAUUUUUUUUUAAAAAAACCACUCGAAGUCCCUACUGGCAGUAGGGCUGGAUUUUGAAAGAGCUUUUAUUUUGUGUGUCCAGUUUCAGUGCAUGUAAAGCUCUACAGAUGUUAAUGCAAAUAACAGAGGUUUUUCAUCAGGCUUCAUGCAGUUCUAGCACCUGAAGGAGGAAUAAAUAAGAAUAAGCCAAUUGGAUGCCAGGUGAUUCAACUCGAAUCACUAGAAAAAGUGUCAAGUAAAUAGUCUGCCCACCUGUAAUUGCUGCAGGAGUGAUUAAAAAAGUAAAUCAAUGAGGAUCCUGUUGUUUCAUGGAGCUGUACAUUCUCUCAGCACUGAGCAUGUUAAUCAUGUCCUGAUUGAUUGAUUGAUUGAUUGAUUGAUCUGUGACUGUCACCACCACGCCCUCCUUGAUCACAUGCAAAGGCAAUUCAAAAGUAAUCACAAAAAUCACUGCUUCCUGCUUUCUAGGGCAUUUAUAAGGCUCACUCAAUUAUUCCUUUUUCCCAGCCUGUGACCCCAAAUUUGGGUAAAUUAAACCACUUGAGGGCUGAGAGCCAUCCCAGCGAGGAGCCCUGCUCUCUGGGCUGCUUCCCAUGAUGUGAUUUACAGUGAACUGCUAGCACCCAUGGGAACAGGUAAACUCUAAAGGAAAACAGAGUAUUUUACAUUCAAAUGUCUACUGUAGUAAGAGUUUAUUUGUCCUUAUGUGUUCUAUCUGAUGUUAAAAUACAGCUUUAUUUGCUUAAAAACCAAAAAAAAAAAAAGAAAAAUAAUUUUCUUUGUGAACAGUUAGGUAAAAGUAGCUUCAUGCAACAGAAGAUAUGUGCACUUUUGAGGUAAAAUACUUUUUUUUCUUUGGCCUAUUUUGAUUUGAGAUUGGCUUCUUUAGGCUUUGAUGAAGAAACUAAGCUGGGUUAUACUUUUGAUUUCUCUGGCUGGUUUGCUCAAAAGAAGAUUAUUUUAGCUAUCAUGGAUAAGAAAACAGAAGUAGUUCUUGGAUGUUAUAAGUCACAGCUGUUUUCACCAAUUGAAUGUCUUUGAAAACAGAGGGUUUUGCUGUCUGAGGUCUUGCUUUAGACUUGCAAUAGAUUAAAAAAAUAUAUUUAAUUUAAGGAUACAACUUAUUAUCUACUACUACUCAAAUUUAAGCUUCAGAGUUUUUGGCUUUGUAUUUGAAUCAUGGGAGUUUUUUGUUUGUUUGUUUUUGGGGUGUUGUUGUUGUGGUUUGAGUUUUUUGGGUUUUUUUUUGUUGUUGUUGUUUUUUGGGGUUUUUUGUGGGGGUGGUGGGGUUUUUUGGUGUUUUUUUGUUUUUGUGGGUUUUUUGUUUGUUUGUUUUUGUUUUUUUGGGGUGGGGUUUUUUUAAUAAUCAUGGAAUAUUUCUCCAUAUUGAUUAUACACUAUUGUGCUUCUGUUCUGUGAUGUAGUAGUUCUCAUACUCUAAACAGAUCUGAAGAGGCCAAACCUGAGUAGUUUUAGGGGCAGAUGGAAGCAAAUAGCAGAACCCAUGUCUCAAAAAUGCCAUCAGGAACACUGAGAGCUCUGUUUAGAGAAGCUGACCUGGUUUUCCACUUCCUUGUAACAUGUGGAUGCAUUUACAUUUGCACGAGAUGGAUGUGGGGUCCUUCCCUUUGUAGGUGGGAGCAUUUUGAACAGGUUUUAAUGAUCUUAAUGAGCUGCACAAAAUGGAGAUGCUCACCUGGGAAAUCAGCAAACUUUGCUGUGGACAAAGCAGCAGGAAUAUUAUGAAACACAUUAUAAAAUAUUAUAUGAGUUUGGCUCUUCCAAAUUCCCUUUCAAGGCUGUAAUAUCUUUUGUUUGAUAUGAAAGAAUAUUUCCUGUACCCCUGCCCCUUCUGGUAGCUACAGGGCAGAAUCUGCCUUAAGAAACAGUUGUGGGCUAGGCUGCCUCUAGAUUGCCUUUUUUUCUUUUGAAAAUAAAUUCAACUUACUUUAUUUUAAAUUUUGUUUUUUUAACUUAAACCUAGUAGCAUUGCUUAUUUUUAUAAUUACCUUUAUCUGAAUUUCAACCAGAAAUAGCACAUUCAUUGGAUGAUGUUAACUUUAAAAAAAAAUCCCUGUCUUUAUCUACUUGCUGUUUUUCACUUGUUGCCUAAUUAAAGUAUUGGAUUAUUUUAACCAAAUUAUUUUCUCGAUCUGUUAUUUGAAUUCUGCUGAAAAAGUUAGCUUUUGUGUGUGUUUAAACCUUUAUCUUUAACAUACAGAUUGAGUGUAGCGUACAGUAUUGGAUUCAUGCAAUUUAAUAGGCAAUAUAAUUCUGGGGAAAAAUCUCUUUCACCCCCAAGUGAGAUAAUUAAAUAAACUACUUAACUGCCUAGUGUUGCUACAUUCAGAAGCUGGAGUGUUCAUGUAGUUCUUUGAUUGUUUGGGUUUUUUUUUUAAAUACUCUUUGAUCCUAUGUGUAAUAUCUCAAAACUGACAGGUGCCCUAAGAAAUUGUAGUAGCAGAGUGUGGAAUUCAAAGCCAGAGUCUUACCAGCCUGCUAAUGACAGCGGAGGAGCACAGAAGUGUACCUGUAACUCCAGCUGAUCCACUCAAAAAGGAAAGAACAAGACAAGCAUGCCUGCUGCAGACAGAAGAGAUCUGCAGGGAUUGCUGAACCACAUGGCUGAAAAGGAGCAGCGACCCAGGAGAGGUGACCAUGCUGAGAAACUCGUGCCUCCAGCUGAGAAGAAGCUGCACGAGGCUGUCUGUGUGCUGCUGGUGGAGCUGUGUGAGAGGUUCACCUUCUUUGGCAUCGUCUGCAACAUGAUCCUCUUCUGCACGGCCAAGCUGGGCUACCGCAGCCACCAGGCAGCCAUGGUCAACAUGUGCUUCGUGGGCACCUCCACACUGACCCCCGUGCUGGCCGGCUGGCUGGCAGAGCACCUCGUGGGCAGGGUCAAGCUGGUCUGCAUCUGCAUGUUCCUGCACUUCCUAGGCACAGCACUGUUACCUGUGGUGUCAUUCCCCUUCGAGGACGUUUACGUCGACAGGCGACACAUUCUUCUCACCCUACCCAAAAGGGAGCAGAAAAUCGUGUUCUACUUUGCACUCCUCACAGCCAGCCUGGGAAUAGGAGGCAUAAGAGCUAUUGUGUGUCCACUGAGUGCCUACAGCCUCGAGGACUGCGGGCCAAAGGAGCUGCUUUCAUUUUUCAACUGGUUUCAUUGGCUGGUUAACUUGAAUUCAGCAGUGGUCUUUGUCAGCAUUUCUUACAUCCAGCAGUCCGUGGCCAGGAACCUUGGCUUUCUUAUCCCAUUUGUGUCUGGGCUGAUGGCUAUGAUCACAAUUCACAUGGUUCGGGGGGAAAUGAUUUAUAAACCCAAAGCAGGCAGCUCCCUGCGGACGGCACUGGGGGUGAUUUUCAGCGCGCUGCGGUCGCGGCAGCGCCGCCUCGGCACGGCCCUGCCCAGCUGGCUGGACCACGCCAAGGAGAACCACGGUGGCCACUACAGCGAGACCCACGUGGAGGGCACCAAGGCACUGGCCAGGCUCUUCCCCUUGUUCACCUUCCAGGUCCUGUACAGGACGUGCGUGAUGCAGAUUCCUUCAGGAUAUUAUCUCCAAACCAUGAAUUCCAACCUGCACUUCAGUGGAUUUGUCUUGCCAGUUGCAGCAAUGAACGUGAUAAGCAUCGUGCCCCUGCUGAUUCUCGUUCCUGUUUUGGAGUGCAUUAACUCUUGGCUCUUUAGCUCUAAGGACACUGGGUAUUCUCCAACAAUUUACAUUGUCGUAGGUCACUUCUGUGCCGCGCUCUCCGUGGUGGUCGCCGGCGUCUCGGAACUGCACCGCAAGCGCUUCCCCCGUGUGGAGCAGACGUUCUCCCAGGAGGUUCUGCUGGUCUCCUCCAUGCCCUGCUUCCAUCUGGCUCCUCAGUACAUCCUGCUGGGAGUGGCUGAAGCCUUGGUGACUCCCUCCUGUUCCUUACUUUCCUUCCAGCUGGUGCCUGAGGGAAUGAGAGGGAUUUCCAUGCAUUUUUUAGCCCUCUUUAAUGGAGCUGGCUGCUUUAUGGGAGCUCUCUUUGUUCAGACAGCCCACGCAGGCUCUCAAGGCAGCUGGUUUCCACACUUGCUGCAUGAAGGUAAAUUGGAGAGAUUCUUCUUCUUCUUGGCUUCCUUGAUGAUGGUGAACACCCUGGGGUUCUGGACCAUUGCACACAGAUACAACAAUCUGCACGAGGAUUGCACCAACGACUUCAGAGGAAAUUUUCCUGGAGAAAAACUUUUGAAGCACCAAAAAGCCAUCAAGCAUUAUCAUGCUGUCCUGGAAAGUUCUCCCAUUUUGUCUCCUGUGGAGAAAACCUGAUAAAAUUUCACCCUUAUUUGGCUAAAUUUUGAUUUUGUUGCGCACCUGCUCUCUAAUGAUAAAUUACCCUUAAAGUGCACUUGAGUGGAGCACUGUCCUGGUAUUUAUGAAUUAUCUGAUGAAUGAUAAUGUUAUUUAUAAGUUAACAAAACAGCAUUCUUCAUGGAUUUGGCCUUGAAGGAGGCUGCACUGUCAUAACUCACAUCGAGGCCAAGGAGAGCUCACUGCUUGCCACAGCUGAUGGGGGGAGAGGCUUUUAAUCUUUAUAUGGAAAUAGGAAUCCACAUAAAUUUGUAUUUAGGAGCGGUCAAAAAUUAAUAAACAUGCAGACAUUUGUUU
Prinia subflava (tawny-flanked prinia) is the source of this 4822-nucleotide messenger RNA. It is a transcript of the gene SLC15A5, whose product is annotated as solute carrier family 15 member 5. The record is from RefSeq and is a predicted model, not a curated record. The transcript has 9 exons. Gene Ontology annotation, cellular component: membrane. Bases 2756 to 4483 code for a protein of 575 amino acids. Gene Ontology annotation, biological process: transmembrane transport. Lineage: Eukaryota; Metazoa; Chordata; Aves; Passeriformes; Cisticolidae. Gene Ontology annotation, molecular function: transmembrane transporter activity.